Molecule: messenger RNA, 2726 nt
Organism: Beta vulgaris subsp. vulgaris (sugar beet)
Lineage: Eukaryota; Viridiplantae; Streptophyta; Magnoliopsida; Caryophyllales; Amaranthaceae
Product: putative AC transposase
Exons: 5
Coding region: 399-2444 (681 amino acids)
Molecular function (GO): protein dimerization activity; DNA binding
Source: RefSeq, a predicted model, not a curated record
CAGCGUGGCGGCUCGUCCUAUUAUUUCCUUCACAUCUUUGAUCCAUUCCCCGCUCUCUCUCUCUCCUCCAGCAUUGAGAUCGGCUCGCAACUCCAUCAGGUGGCUCAGAUCAGAUGAGAUCCGGCGCCUAAGCUUAUCCUUUUUCCCGCCUCUUUCUAUUUUUCUUCUCCUUGUUCAAUUCUCUCAUUUUCUUCCUCUUUCUUCCUCCCUUAUCAUGGAGGAAGCAGCCUAGGUAGUAGCUGCGAGUCUGAUGAUUUUUGAAGAUUUAUCUGACUCCAUGAGAGGCUCCUUGCCAUGAGAAGAGAUAAAUAAAUCAAUGUUCUACUGGAAGGUUCGGUUUGUAAUGUUGCUGCUUUUUUGAGUAGCAGAGGAGGACCAUUUGCUGGAGACAAAAGCUUAUGGAAUGGAAUGGUAGUACAACUUUCAGAAGCCUGAAAGAUAUAGAGCCAAAAUCUGUAAAGGAUAUGUCAAUUAUUGCAAACAUAGAUCAAGUUAAUGUGGCGUUGAGUUCUCCUGAGAAUGGAAAUGACCUUUCAUUGCCAAAAUCUCGUAAGAAGACUAUGACAUCAGUAUACCUCAAAUAUUUUGAAACUGCUCCAGAUGGGAAAGGUCGUAGGUGCAAGUUCUGUGGACAGACGUAUUCCAUUGCAACCGCGACUGGGAAUUUGGGAAGGCAUCUUGGUAGUCGACAUCCAGGUUACGAUAAAUCUGGCGAACCUAUCCCAAGUACUGCUCCACAGUCCAAUCUUACUGUUGUAAAAAAACAUCAAUUGGAAGUCAAAACACCAAAGUUUAAUCUUGAUCACUUGAAUUGGCUGCUUACUAAGUGGCUAACUUCGUCGUCUUUACCUCCGUCGACCUUAGAGGAGACCUGGCUGCUGAACUCCUUCAAAUUUGUCAACCCUUCCAUUCAGAUAUGGUCUAAAGAGAAGAUCCAGGGUGUUUUAUGUGAAGUUUUCAGGAGUAUGCAGGAAGAUGUACAGACAGUUUUGCAACAGGCGUCCUCUAAGGUUGCAAUUGCUCUUGAAUUCUGGACUUCUUAUGAACAAAUUUAUUACAUGAGUGCUACAUGCCAUUGGAUUGAUGAGAGCUGGACUUUCCAAAAGGUCCUUCUUGAUGUUUGUCGCAUACCUUAUCCAUGCGGUGGUGCUGAGAUUUAUCACGCUUUGCUUAAGAUCCUCAAGAUGUAUAAUAUUGCUGAGAAGAUCCUUGCUUGCACUCAUGAUAAUAGCCAGAGUGCAAUGCAUGCUUGCCACAAACUAAAAGAAGAUAUGGAUGGUCAUAAGGUGGGACCUUUCUGUUAUAUCCCCUGUGCAGCUCAGACACUGAACUUGGUGAUAGAAGAUGGUUUAAGAACCACAAAACAAAUAAUCUCUAAGGUCAGGGAGUUUGUCAUUGAGAUGAAUGCUUCCCCUGCGAUAAUGGAUGACUUUAUGCAAUCAACAACAGCUUAUCAAGAAGGCAUCUGGACAUUCCCCCUUGACACUUCAGCUCGUUGGAAUGGACAUUACCAGAUGAUGGAUAUCGUCCGCAAGGCCAGCAAGUCCAUGGAUGGUGUCAUAAGGAAGCAUGAGAACUCACUAAGCACCAGAAUGCUGCUGAAUGCUGGCGAAAGAAAUGUAGUUACCAUAUUGCAUGAAUACCUAGAACCCUUCUACAAGACCACAAACGACAUAUGUUUAAAUAAGGCUCCCACCAUAGGCCUGGUGUUGUUUUUCAUGGAUCACAUUUCUGAAAUGAUUGCAGCAUGCAAAGAUUCUUGCCUCUACCCUGAUUGGCUAAAGAAUGCUGCUGAGGAAAUGGCCCUAAAAUCCUGCAGUUACAAUGACCAAGUUUCAAAUAUAUUUACCUACAUGACAGCAAUUCUUGAUCCUCGGAUCAAAGUUGAACUCCUCCCAGAGACUCUUAACUCAGAAAACAAUUUGGAUGAGGCUAGAAGCCAUUUCCUUGGAAAUUAUUCAACCAGUCCUUUUUCAGUGAACAACAUAUAUGGUGCUUCAGAGAAAGAAGGUGGUAGUGUAUCUUUUGCAGAGGAAAUUGCUCGAAAAAAACGGAGGGUGAGCAUGAGUGUUGCAACUGAUGAGCUGACCCAGUAUCUGUCGGAGCCUCCAGCUCCUAUACAAACAGAUGUCAUGGAGUGGUGGAAAGUGAAUAGUGCACGUUAUCCACGGCUGUCUCUGAUGGCUCGGGACUUUUUAUCAGUGCAGGCAACUUCUGUGGCAUCUGAAGAAUUGUUCUCUAGAAAAGGGGAUGAGCUGGACAGACAACGGUUUGGUUUGUCAACUUCAACUGCACAGGCUCUACUUUGUGUUAAGUCAUGGUCCAAUGCAGGGAUCAAGUUGAAAUUGAGGUCAACUGAAAUUGACUGUGAUAGGCUAAUGGAAUUGGUUGCGGAAACUGCUUCCGGUAAUAGCAAAAUAGGUUCUGACAAGAAACAAAAAUAACAGAACAUCUGACUGUAAAUUAUGAGCUGGUAAGUUACUUUAGAGAAGAGGUAACUGUAACACAGCUAUACUGAUUCACAUUUCACAAGUGGGUCAUACACUGUAAAGUGAUAAAAGAAACAGCCCAAGCAGCUGACUCUGUUGUAAGAGGAAUAUGUUGUAUACUUCGUUCAUGUAAAUAUCAGAAAUGGUAUUGUUAAAGGAUUUGAGUCGUCAUUUGUGAUAGAAACUAUUCAUCUAUUUGAGAAUUUGAGAUUCUUUUAUUGAGUAUUGUUAAUAGAA